CACCGCCUUAAUACAAAUGAGAGAAUCACGUGAACUAUCACAUGAUCUGAUAGCUGGCUGUUCGGCGCGGCUGCGCGUUCAGAGCUGCCUUGAGCUUCACUUGAGCUCCAGCCUUUCCCGAGCAGCGAGCAACGACCACGAACCAUUACGAAGCAAGACACCGAAACGAUCGAUCAACUAAUACCUUUUAAAAAUCCAGAAAACACCACUAAAUUGUCAUAAUGGAGUUCGGCAACGCUGGAGUAUUGAACGAGGAUGGUAUCCAUGUUGAUAUGGAUCGCCUGAAGAAGGGAGAGGUCAACCUGGGAACCUCGAUUAUGGCGGUUACCUUCAAGGACGGUGUUAUUCUUGGUGCGGAUUCGCGAACAACGACCGGUGCCUACAUCGCAAACCGAGUGACAGACAAGUUGACGAGAGUACACGACACUAUCUGGUGCUGCCGAUCUGGUUCAGCUGCCGACACACAGGCUGUUGCCGACAUUGUUCAAUACCAGCUCGGGCUCUUUGCCAUGACCAAUGGCAAGCCCCCCAUGACACAGACUGCUGCGUCAAUCUUCCAGGAGAUCUGCUACGCCAACAAGGACCGACUGUCGGCUGGUCUCAUCAUUGCUGGUUGGGAUGAGCGAUUCGGUGGCCAAGUUUACUCUAUUCCUCUGGGCGGCUCCCUUCACAAGCAAUCUUAUGCUAUCGGCGGUUCAGGAUCAACUUACAUCUACGGUUACUGUGAUGCCAACUGGCGAGAGGGCAUGGAGAAGGAUGAUGCAGUCAACUUCGUCAAGGGAGCCUUGAGGGAGGCCAUUAAGUGGGACGGUAGCUCUGGUGGUGUCAUUCGUAUGGUCGUCCUCACCAAGGACGGUGCGGACCGACACUUGUAUCUCCCUGACACCGACUACGCUGUGCGGCACGAGUAAUCGUUCUUAGUGAACAGGACAAAGUGAGGAAAGGGGAAACGACUUAGCAUGAGCAGCGCUACUAUGAAACCCGUCAUGACAAAGGGUGUGCGAAAGGGGGAGAGGCCUUCCAUGGUCACCCCUAGCUGAUGCUUAGGUAAAGAACGAAGAGCAUAUGGUCAAACUCUUCAGAGAACAGCCAACGAUAGAUGCUGGAAGCGCUGUACACUAGAUAAUGGGAACAAGAAAACCAGUACAUCUACCGACCUCAUUAGGAAACAAAUCAGGAUCCAAUAUGGGAGCGGAACGGGAUAUGCAUCGGGCCGCGAUCCAAGUCCAAUCCCCGCAACAUGUGAAGCUGCGAUUAGGUUGAUAACGUGGGGUAACAUUGCUUGGUUACAAGCUACUGGAAUACGAGUCGACAUGACGGUGCAAAUCAAUUCGAAACAGCCCAAAUGAAUCGUUGUCCAGAGCAAGGCGGACAUAGAUAAGUGGUGGCGGCUAUCUACCUUAGAUUGUUCACCGCUCUUCUAGAAUGAGGCUUCCAGUGAUGAUCGAAAUUGCUGUAUCAAGACUUGCAGAAGAGUGGACUCAGGGCGACAAAUGAGAGACUCACGAGACUUGCGUGGUAAGUACCUGGUGAUGCGGGAGUCGCUAGGUAUUUCAGCUGAACACUUGCCAUGUGCUUGAAUGGCAAAUGCUCUUUGGUUCAAGGUGACUGCAUAAGAUGCCCGUGCUUUACUCUACUGACUCUGCCUUGAAUCUUAUUGUAUACCUGAGCGGUGAACUUUGAAUUAUCUUAUGAUUUAUAGAAGCCAGCAAUAAUAGGCAGAGAUGUUAAUUGUCAAAGAUAGGGCACGUGUACAUCCAUGAAAGUGAGAGAAGAUCGCUACUACAAGGAGCCUUUCCCAAGUGAUC
Messenger RNA from Fusarium verticillioides 7600, 1808 nucleotides. Its product is annotated as proteasome component PRE3. The record is from RefSeq and is a predicted model, not a curated record. Lineage: Eukaryota; Fungi; Ascomycota; Sordariomycetes; Hypocreales; Nectriaceae. Gene Ontology annotation, cellular component: proteasome core complex. Bases 222 to 911 code for a protein of 229 amino acids. Gene Ontology annotation, molecular function: threonine-type endopeptidase activity. The transcript has 6 exons.